AUGUCAAAGCAACCAACUUAUGAUAUAAUGUGCAAGUUUCUAAUCCUUGGAUCUUCUUAAGUGGGAAAGACAAAUCUUUUAACACGAUUUACUGAUGAUAACUAUAGUGAAAGUCAUAUUACUACAAUAGGAGUUGAUUUUAAAUUCAAAGAAGUGAAAACAAAUGGCAAAGUAAUGAAAAUGCAAAUUUGGGACACUGCUGGAUAAGAGAAAUUUAGAACUUUAACAUAAAAUUAUUAUAAAUUUGCUCAUGGAGUAUUGCUUGUUUAUGCUGUAGAUGAUUUGAAAUCAUUUCAAGAAAUCACAUUUUGGAUGAAUUCUUUAAAGCAACAUGGCAAAAAUGAUAUUGCAAUAAUUUUGAUUGCUAAUAAGAAAGACAUAGGUGAUUAACGAGUCGUAUCGUAAUAAUAAGGAGAAGAAUUAGCAAAUUAAUUAAAUGUGGAUUAUAUUGAAACAUCAGCCAAGUUAGGUCUAAAUGUUCAUGAGGCAUUUUAAAGAUUAGCUGAUCUAGCAUGUUAGCAAUGUAAUGGUAAGGUUUCAUUGCCAAAUCUUACAGAAGACAAUAAUUAUAAAAUAAACUUAACCAAAAAUACAAAAUCAGCAUAAAAAAAAAAGAAGGAUUGUUGUUGA
Paramecium tetraurelia is the source of this 630-nucleotide messenger RNA. RefSeq lists its product as uncharacterized. The transcript has a single exon. Gene Ontology annotation, molecular function: GTP binding; GTPase activity. The record is from RefSeq and is a predicted model, not a curated record. Lineage: Eukaryota; Ciliophora; Oligohymenophorea; Peniculida; Parameciidae. Gene Ontology annotation, biological process: protein secretion; regulation of exocytosis.